Fopius arisanus is the source of this 1960-nucleotide messenger RNA. RefSeq names its product nucleolar protein 9. Gene Ontology annotation, cellular component: 90S preribosome; preribosome, small subunit precursor; nucleolus. Gene Ontology annotation, molecular function: RNA binding. Gene Ontology annotation, biological process: endonucleolytic cleavage in ITS1 to separate SSU-rRNA from 5.8S rRNA and LSU-rRNA from tricistronic rRNA transcript (SSU-rRNA, 5.8S rRNA, LSU-rRNA); endonucleolytic cleavage in 5'-ETS of tricistronic rRNA transcript (SSU-rRNA, 5.8S rRNA, LSU-rRNA); endonucleolytic cleavage to generate mature 5'-end of SSU-rRNA from (SSU-rRNA, 5.8S rRNA, LSU-rRNA). The record is from RefSeq and is a predicted model, not a curated record. The coding region runs from base 71 to 1864 and encodes 597 amino acids. The transcript has a single exon. NCBI's taxonomy places the organism in Eukaryota, Metazoa, Arthropoda, Insecta, Hymenoptera, Braconidae.
GUUAUGUCAAUCAAUAAACAAGUACUUGGAGUGUUCUAAAAAUUUGAAGAGUUAUCGAAAACGAAAAAGAAUGUCCGAAACCGGAGAAAUUGGCGGUAAAUCCUCAUUAAAGGGUUUGAAGAGGAAGAAAAAGCGUUCAGCAAAUCAAAUAGCGAAAAAACUGGCUCGCAGACGAGAUCCAGGUCGAGGUAGUGAAUUGGACUCUGAAAGUUAUCAAUACAUGGUGCAAAUAAUGGAAGUCCUGCGAACAGAUUUUUCAACUAUGAACGACAAACCAAUCUUUGUAAAUAAUGUAUUCGAGCAGACAGUGGACCAGGAGGUGGAUUUAGCAAAAAAUCAAGUGGGCUCACUUGUCCUGGACACUCUAAUGGGAUUUGCGGAUCUCCAAGUAAUUGAAAGAUUCACUAAUGCCUUCAGUUCUUCCUUGAGGCCCAUUUGCAGUGAUAAAUACGCCAGUCAUGUCCUGGAGAGAAUUAUCCAGACAUGUGCAGACAGGGGAAACCGAAAUUUUGGGGAUGACUCCAGUAAAAAUAAUUUGACAAUCACAGAGGAAGAAAUUCCUAUAUACAAUAAUUUAUCUCUGAAACUCUGCAGAUACGUUAUAAAUAAUAUAGAAGAGUUUAUUUAUGAUACAUAUGCCAAUCACAUUUUGCGAACGUCAAUUCGUUGCCUCGGGGGAUUAAUAGAUAGAGAGGAUAAUGACAAAAAGAAGAGGACGAUGAAAUUAGGGCCAAGAAGGAAAGUCACUCAGGAAUUCACAGAUUUGCUUAUAGACUCGGGUAAUCGACUGCUCCGAUGGCCCCAAUUUCUGGAAUUGGGAAAGGACGAGUUGUCCUCAGGAUUACUACAAUCUUACAUAUCAACUCUGAAGGACGUUGAGCCCAAGUUGACAUCUUCGAUUAUUAAAAAAAUUAUCUCUGAGUGUUUCAACGAGAACACUGAGUCUUUAUCUAAUAUAUUCGAUACUGAAAGCUCCCUGCGGCUUUUAGAGUCGUGUCUGGCAUCCGCUAGCACGAAAAUGUACGGAAAAAUAUUUAAAAAAUUGUUUUCUGGACGUUUAAAGGAAUUAUCGUUAAUGCCAGGUGCUAACUUCAGUGUUCAGAGGCUGAUGGAUUACUGUCCCACGAAGGAACAAUUUGAAGAGAUCUUUGAUGAGAUCUCUGGACAUUUUUUGGAGAUUCUGGAGAGACAGAAUACUGGAGUUUUGGCGAGUCUUGGGAAUGCCUGUUGGAGGCUGCAGACAAAACAAGGGCCAUUUGUUAUUGUUGUUGCUAAGGGGUUGAAAUGUGAUGAGCCACAGGAGAGGCAAUUACUGUUGGCACCUUUAAUCGCCCGAUUAGUUAAUUAUGAGCAGUUUGAUGCUGCUAAGAGGUCUAAUCGCAAUAUUCAGCUGCAUCUUCAUGGGAGUCUGAUACUCCAGGCUAUUCUUCAAUUCAAUAAACCAAUUAAAAUAGUUAAUUCUUUGUUAUCGCUGGAGGGAGAGGAGCUGGCGAUGAUGUUUAGCGAUCCAAAGGGGAGCAGAAUUCUCGAUGUCUUCAUGGAUUCGAAAUUCGUCGGGGAGAAGAGCAGGGAUAAAUUAGCGAAGCAACUCCAGGGAUACUGGGUUACACUUGCAUGUGGAAUUCAUGGAUCCAGAUGUCUCGACAAAAUUUGGCAGCAUUCCAAGGAUAAUCAGAGAAUUCGUAUUAUGGAGGAACUAGCUGGUGCUGGGGAGGCGAUGAAUUCAACGAAAACUGGGAGAAUUAUUUCGGCGAAAUUCAAUGUUCCCCUUUUUGGAAAAAAUAGGAAGGAGUGGAGUGAAACGAGGGGACAGGAGGAGAAGACCAGAGCACUUUUUGCCAGCAUCAUCAGUUCGACCAAGUGAAAUUGGUCAAAAUUUUUUUUUCUCUUCCCUUUUUAUUUUUUAUUGUAGAAAUAGUGAAUAAACGGAAGGCAGAUUUUUAUUGCUGCUUCGAGUCUA